Messenger RNA from Mesitornis unicolor (brown roatelo), 909 nucleotides. Its product is annotated as NADH-cytochrome b5 reductase 2. The transcript has 7 exons. The annotation marks the transcript as partial. NCBI's taxonomy places the organism in Eukaryota, Metazoa, Chordata, Aves, Mesitornithiformes, Mesitornithidae. The record is from RefSeq and is a predicted model, not a curated record. Gene Ontology annotation, molecular function: oxidoreductase activity; FAD binding. Gene Ontology annotation, cellular component: mitochondrion.
GAUAUCAGUCACGAUACUAAGAAAUUCCGGUUUGGGCUACCGUCGCCAGAUCAUGUAUUAGGAUUACCUGUAGGCCAACAUGUUUACCUUUCUGCAAAGAUUGAUGGUAAUCUGGUGAUUCGAGCCUAUACUCCAGUUUCCAGUGACGAGACAAAAGGUUAUGUUGAUUUAAUUAUAAAGGUCUACCACAAAAAUGUGAAUCCAAAGUUUCCAGAAGGUGGGAAGAUGUCCCAGUACCUAGAUGACAUGAAGAUCGGAGAUGAUAUUGACUUCAGAGGGCCAAAUGGGCUCCUUGUCUAUAAGGGGGCAGGUACCUUUCUUAUCAAGCCUCAUAAGAAGUCUGAAGCAGAGAAGAAGUUUGCAAAGCAUCUUGGGAUGAUAGCUGGAGGAACAGGAAUAACUCCUAUGUUGCAGCUGAUCCGUCAUAUCACAAAUGAUCCUAAGGACUCCACAAAAUGUUACCUUCUUUUUGCUAAUCAGACAGAAAAAGAUAUAUUGUUGAGAGCUGAGCUAGAAGACAUUGCUAAGAGGCAUCCUGAUCAGUUCACGCUUUGGUAUACUCUGGACAGACCUCCACAAGAUUGGAAGUACAGUUCUGGCUUCAUCACCGCAGACAUGAUUAAAGCCCACCUCCCGUCCCCUGGCAGUGAGACACUCGUGCUCAUGUGUGGGCCACCCCCGAUGAUUCAGUUUGCGUGUCAGCCCAACCUGGACAAACUGGGCUAUUCCAAGAGCAGUACAUUUUCUUACUAACACUGAUAUCAUCUGAUACCUUUUCGUAAGUACUGCCUGUUUUCCUGCAAGAACAGCUGGUGUGUAACGGGUGCAGUAUUAUUUUCUGUGUGUUUUUUAACUGCCUAAUGUAAUUUGUGUUUACAAUUUUAUAAUUACCUUUGCGUGUUUUAAUAC